Cotesia congregata is the source of this 2790-nucleotide messenger RNA. NCBI's taxonomy places the organism in Eukaryota, Metazoa, Arthropoda, Insecta, Hymenoptera, Braconidae. The record is from the annotation of a GenBank genome assembly.
AUAGUGUUCCGCAGGCUUUUAUCGCAGCUCUUGACGACAAGAGUCAUCAGGAUUAUAUUCGAAAAUUUAUCAGCGAUUUUCAAGUAUGGGCACUGUGUGUAUCCAGCGCAGUUCAACAAAAGUAUGAGUAGCAAAGGAAAUGUGUUGCGCAAAAGUACAUCACAAGAGUCUAAAAUUCGCGAUGAGCGUAAAAAAGUCGGGAAGAAAGAGGAAGAAAAAAAACUAGCUGUCAAGAAAGACAGCACAGUGAUGAAAGAAACUAAAUCUAGCAGCCGCAGAGCUGUAAGUAAUCAAAUUGUCAGUACAUCAAAAAAUUUAAGUGGCUCCAGGACUCAGACAGUUGCCAGUGGAGCUAGAAGUAAAUUGACAAAACAAACUAGCGAAGAAAAGAGAGGCGUAAGUACAAUUUUCAUGCCUAGUAAAAAAAGUUAUACUUCCAAACCUAGUGAGCAUCCAAAAACUAGUAAUAAGAAAGAUGUCAAACCCAAAAGCAAAGAGCGAAUGCCUUCAAGAGAGCGGAAGAAAUCCCGGACUCUUAGUCCGAGUGAAGUUAAGAUGCUCAAUAGAAAUUUAAACGUAGACGUAGCUCAGGAGCCGGAGUACGAGUAUGAAGAUGACUUUGAAGAUUACGAGUCUGAUUUCCAAGAGUGCACCGACUCAGAAGCUUCUCAGGUGAGUGAUGAAUCCGAAAGUGCCAGCAUAGACCCUGAAGAUCCCGUGGAGCUCCAGGCAGUUUGCAAGCCCGCUAAAAUCCUCCCCAAUAUAAUUCCACCUCGGAAGUACGUCGAGGAAGAACACAUGUUAGAUUCAGGGCACUACGAACUCCAAGAAGCUCGCAGAAGAGCAGCUAGAAUUGACCUAAUAUCCGCCAGCCGUUCUAGAAAUCCUCCUCAAGCGAUCCAGCGGCCGAUUGUCUUCAGCGAGGACACCAAGCCCUCGGAAAUAAAAUCCUUGCCAUCUUCUGCAGACGAGGGCUUCGAGGACGGGCGCUCUGGAGACUUUGGUAAGUCUCCGGUAAUUCCACAAGCUCUUACUUGUGACCCUGGAAGCGUUAAAAAAAAGAAUACCAAACUAGCUAGAGGCAAGCAAAUCUUGCAGAUGAUCAAGCUGGAUAUCGUAGAGUGGUCGCUGUUCGAGUGCAAGCCAGUCGCUUAUGAAGAGUUCAUCAGAAUUCAUGGUAAAAUCAACACGAGACAGACUUACUCGCAGACCAAUGAAGACAAUCUUAGCGUCGAGGUCCAGACUGAGGAGAUAGAGUCUAGAAAUAUGUGGACCCAAUUCCCCGUUGUUUGUAGGAGUUGUCUGAAAAGUGGGGAAGAUAUUAGAAUGUUCACCAAAGAAUUGAUUGGAGUUGGUGGAGAAGACACUGAAUCAGUUGAGCGAGUUCAUUUUCAACAUGAUAUCCUGCAGCUGAAUGAAUUUCUGAGCAAUGCUGGAAAGCUGAUGCUCGCUUUGCUGGAGGGAAAAGCUUCCAAUGUUGAAGGAAGUCUUGAUACCAAUGAAGUGCCCAUGCCCUUCAGCGAGCAGGCUAUCAAGCUAUCUGUAGCAAAUGUUAGCUUCUUGUCCAACAGACCUGUGACGAUGAUCAGGUACUCGGAGAUCUCCAGCAGGAUUUUGGUGACUGUUCACGAGCCAGCUGAUGAAGAUAUUGAAACAGCGGCUAGCGAGUUUGUCACCGACUGCUGCAUAGGCUGCCGCUGGAAUGUUGGCGAGCCUUCUAGGCCUACCAAAAUUUUUUACUCUUCUAGCAACAUCUCAGCAUGCUGCUUCCACCCGACGAAUUAUAAUAUUGUCUUCGCUGGUCUAGAAGACGGCUCGAUCAGUCUCUGGGACUUGGCAGAGGACGAGGAUUAUCACAGAAGAGUUUUGGAUGUUGAUAAAAAAAUUAACUGGGUCGUUCGUGGUCCUACGUUUAAUUCCGGAGGGAAUUUUGAAGAUACUUCUUCGAAGAUUGUCGCUCUGACGGUGAUCUCCAAGGUUGAGGAGAAGAUUGAUGGUAAAAGUGAAUUCAUGCCGAUUCAAAUUUGCAGUUUGGAUGAAGAUGGGAGCUGUGUUGUCUGGAGUGUGCUGAAGAACUUUGAAGGAAGUGUUGUUAGUCACUUGGGACAGUCUUGGUGGGGAAAACUCAAGCUUGUUAAGAGUCACGAGGUACCGAUCCAUUUAGAUAAACAUUUCAAAUUGAAUAACUUCCGGGGAUUCACUGAUGUCAAGAUUGAUAGCUUGGAUUCUGAUAGGCUCUAUGUUGCUUCCAAUGUCAACAGAGUGUUGCAUGCCACACGCAUUGGCAAGAAGCCCAAGCCGCUUGGGUAUAAUGCUACUGAUUGCACUGGAGGUAUGACCUGCAUUGAAACUUGUCCGUUUUAUCAGCCAUUCUUCCUAGCUGGGUGUCAAGACGGGACUGUUUGUCUCUACUACUCGAUGAUUGAAAGACCGCUUCUGCAAUUGAGGAAUUUAAACAGCACUGCCGCUAUUAAAAUUAUUCAAUGGUCUCGCUCGAAACCAAUGACUAUUUAUAUCCUUGAUAAUGACUCAUGGAUUCAUAUUUGGGAUUUGAGUAAAAGUGAUAUUUUUCCAACCCAUAGUAUAUCUCCAGGAAAAUAUUCUCAUGUUGAUAGCAUGCAGUUGUCACCUUGUAAAAGUAAUAACGAUUUAAUUAAUCAAUACAUGGCGCUUGGAUUAAAUAACGGUAAUGUAGAAAUCCAUAAGUUCAAUAAACAAUUUAAAUAUUCCAUCAAAGAAGAAAUUUCAACGGAAUUAAAAAUUCUUAUAAAUUACUUAUCUGUUUGUUGA